AUGGAGGAACCAUUCUUACAAGAAUUACCUGGACCGCAAGACCUGCAGGGGCUUGGCCUCGAUGAGUUCGAGCUCCUGAAGACUGAAGCUAAGGUUGAGAUUUAUCAUGAGAUGCGAGGGCAGGAUGAGUGCGCUCAGCUUACCGAGGAUAACUUGCUCAGUCAAUACUUGCGCAAUGUUAACACGAUCGACUUGUUUCACGACCUUUUGAUCUUGGUCAGUCUGGUGACGGUAACCUCAAAGAGUGAGAUCGUCGACACUGGAUCGCUGAACGCAUAUAUCUGUUUCUUCACCCUUCUUUGGUUUACCUGGCUGCAAUCAGUUGUAUUCGACAUUCGGUUUUCCACGGAAACCAUGCUUCACUUUGCGCACAAAGCAGUAUCAUGUGCAAUGAUGGCUAUGUUCGUCGUAUAUGCUGUCACAUACGACAUGAUCAGCGUCAAAUCCACCGCUGAUGGACCCAGAGCACUUUCACUGGUACUAAUGGUAUCGAGAGCAACUUUGGCCCUACAAUAUUCUGUAGCACACUGGCGAGCUUCCGAGCGCAAUGAAAACAGGUUUCCGUCGUUGUUCACCAUUGUUGGCUUGACAGUCUCAACGUUAGCGUACCUGCAAGUCUCCCUGGGAAUGCAUUCGGACUACGAACGAUUCUCAAUCUGGUAUAUCUGGGAAUUGGACAAUCUCAAGACGAAACGUUUAUUCGACAGACUCGGCAUGUUGACCAUUAUUAUACUGGCAAAGGGAGUCCUGGCUUUGUCACGGACGACCUACAGACUUUUUAACGAAUUGAAUUGGACAGCUACUGACCAUUACGGCGAGCUUAUGAGCGCGUACUUCAUCUCGGUUCUUUACUUCAAGAACGUCAAAAGCGACAAUUUAGACUCGUUGCGCCAACCACUCUGGAUGAUGUUGCACUAUCCGCUACACGUUGCUACUUUGCUCAUUUUGGAAGGUUCAAGUAUGUCGAUACUAAUGAGAACGGUCAGCCAGAUCUCUCGCGCCUGGGGAGAAUUGCAUCCUUUGCAUGAUUAUCCAGACUGGAAGACAUUCUUUGCUGGUUAUUUGACAGAACGAGAAAUUGUCUCUGAUGUCAAGGAAGAUAUGGACACAUUGUUCGAAAUGACUUUCAGAAAUGGAACGAGCUUACUCAAUUGGUACGACCACAGCUUGGAUGCUCAGAAUUUCAGAAACAUCGCCUAUCCCUUUAAAUCACCGAGAUGGCAAGCUGAGGCUGCUAAAAAGAUCAAUGAGUUAUGGGUUGGGGUCGAUCGCACCAUAUUCGCUAGAUUUGGUAUAGAUGAAUGCGCCGUACUCGACUGCACAUCGCUCGAGUUCGGAAAAGAAGCGAACCAGCAGCAUGGAAGAGAGGCCGCAUUUCGACUCCUUUACAUCGCCGCGGGUUCCCUGCUUGUCAUCCUCGCACUAAUGUCCACACCCACCAUGGGGGAAAAGGUUCACAGGCAAAAGAUUUGGUUGUCCACUGCGAUAAAAAUGACCGUUGGAAUAUCAUUCCUGGUGCCCUUCGGCUCCAAUUGGAUCCACUCUGCGAGCGGCAAUGGGCUCUCGUUCAGUCCGUGGACGUUAAUGAUAGUCACAUUCGGUUACUUUACUGUGAUUGCGUGCGACCGCUGGAUCAAUUCAUCUGCUUGUCAAAGGCGGUCGACUGGUGGAUUUCCGAAUCCUCCCGAGUAUGUCGAGUAUGUCUGA
This is a messenger RNA of Exophiala bonariae, 1707 nucleotides long. RefSeq lists its product as uncharacterized. The transcript is spliced from 6 exons. The record is from RefSeq and is a predicted model, not a curated record. NCBI's taxonomy places the organism in Eukaryota, Fungi, Ascomycota, Eurotiomycetes, Chaetothyriales, Herpotrichiellaceae. The coding region runs from base 1 to 1707 and encodes 568 amino acids.